CGUCGUGGCGUGAAGGAGGUCCAGAAGUUCAUCAACAAGGGCGAGAAGGGGAUCACAGUGCUGGCCGGCGACACGCUGCCUAUCGAUGUGUACUGCCACAUCCCGAUCAUGUGCGAGGACAGGAGCAUACCCUACGCAUAUGUCCCUUCCAAAUCGGCUGGAAGUCAAGGGGAGGAAUUUGGUGUCAUUGGCACUUCUCCCCAGUACGGGCAGCUGGGUGAGAGAGUGUGGGACGUGAGGCAGCUGCCAGCCCCCGCGCUGGCCCAGCGCUGCGCUCCUGCGGGUCGGGG
Messenger RNA from Merops nubicus (carmine bee-eater), 290 nucleotides. RefSeq names its product NHP2 ribonucleoprotein (gene NHP2). The record is from RefSeq and is a predicted model, not a curated record. The annotation marks the transcript as partial. Lineage: Eukaryota; Metazoa; Chordata; Aves; Coraciiformes; Meropidae. The transcript has 3 exons.